UUUCAUUUCUUCAUUUUUCCUUGGUCACCGAGGGUCGGUUGUUUUGUUGUGUUGUUCCUCCUUUCACCGUUCGCUUCUUUAACCACCUUCAAAACCACCACCCACACACGAAGAGAGAGAAAACAUUCGAAUCAUCGUCAAUCGAUCGUUAAGCUUUCUCGCACCUUUUUCCAUCAAUGGCGGCGAUCUUAGCUCGGAAAUCUCUUCUCGCUAUUCGUUCUCGUCAGCUCGCUUUGACUGGGCAAGCAUUCCAAGGCUUCAACCAGCUGGAAACAAGAUCAUUCGCCACCAAACAUUCAUUUUCCACUGAUAAAGAUGAUGAAGAAAGAGAGAAGCUUACCAGGGAGAUAUCAAAGGAUUGGAGUUCAGUUUUUGAGAGAAGCAUAAAUACUUUGUUUCUCACGGAGAUGGUUCGAGGGUUAUCUUUGACUCUCAAGUACUUCUUCGAUGAGAAAGUGACUAUCAAUUACCCCUUUGAAAAGGGCCCUUUGAGCCCUCGUUUUCGUGGAGAACAUGCUCUUCGUCGUUAUCCAACUGGAGAGGAACGAUGCAUUGCCUGUAAACUCUGUGAAGCUGUCUGCCCUGCUCAAGCUAUAACUAUCGAGGCAGAAGCAAGGGAAGAUGGAAGCCGUAGGACAACCAGGUAUGAUAUUGACAUGACGAAAUGCAUUUACUGUGGUUUCUGCCAAGAGGCAUGCCCUGUUGAUGCCAUUGUUGAAGGACCAAACUUUGAAUUUGCAACAGAAACUCAUGAGGAGCUUCUGUAUGACAAAGAAAAGCUGCUGGAGAAUGGUGAUCGAUGGGAAACUGAGAUCGCAGAGAAUCUAAGAUCAGAAAGUUUGUAUCGCUGAUCUUUGAUGGUUUGAUGAGGCUAUGAUGUUUGUCAUAUUUUUGGGCUUCUGGAUGAAAAGUCAAUAAAUUUCUCUGUAUAUGGAGCUUCAGAGAUCGUUUUGUUGUCAUUCCUCAUGUAAACAAUGUUAAAUUGCAAUCUUGUAGAUUUUGAUAUACUGGUAGCCAUUGGUCGACUGGUCGCGGUGGCUAAAUUACUCAAUUUACAUAUCAGUGCACCAUUUUAGGCUUUGUUUCAUCCCCAAUAGGGUAAAACAAUAUACCAUUUUAGGCCUAUAUUUCCAUUGAUGUGAUUGACGAUGUUUCUUUCCA
Molecule: messenger RNA, 1161 nt
Organism: Beta vulgaris subsp. vulgaris (sugar beet)
Lineage: Eukaryota; Viridiplantae; Streptophyta; Magnoliopsida; Caryophyllales; Amaranthaceae
Product: NADH dehydrogenase [ubiquinone] iron-sulfur protein 8, mitochondrial
Exons: 8
Coding region: 177-851 (224 amino acids)
Biological process (GO): mitochondrial respiratory chain complex I assembly; mitochondrial electron transport, NADH to ubiquinone
Cellular component (GO): membrane
Molecular function (GO): NADH dehydrogenase activity; 4 iron, 4 sulfur cluster binding
Source: RefSeq, a predicted model, not a curated record